Molecule: messenger RNA, 4037 nt
Organism: Ictalurus punctatus (channel catfish)
Lineage: Eukaryota; Metazoa; Chordata; Actinopteri; Siluriformes; Ictaluridae
Gene: gmeb1
Product: glucocorticoid modulatory element binding protein 1
Exons: 10
Coding region: 859-2676 (605 amino acids)
Biological process (GO): positive regulation of transcription by RNA polymerase II
Cellular component (GO): nucleus
Molecular function (GO): DNA-binding transcription activator activity, RNA polymerase II-specific; RNA polymerase II cis-regulatory region sequence-specific DNA binding
Source: RefSeq, a predicted model, not a curated record
UUCGAGGCGUACAAAAAAAAAAAAAAAGCCGAACGUAACGUACGCGUUCAGAAACAAGCGGCGACACGCAACGUAAAUGCGUGUUCUGACGUUAAGUCGGGUUCAUUCCCACAGUCGGCUAACGCAGGCUUCUCCUUCUUCUGUUGUUUUUAAACCCUCGUUCAAGCUCCGAAAGACGCAUUUUAGCUUAGCAUGCUAACAUAGAAUAGCAAGGCAGUCGUAAAGGCACAUUAACACGACAGUUAGCUAACUAGCAAGCUUAAUCUUGCUAACGGAACUGAACAACUAGCUAGCAUUGGUAGCUAAGUGACGGCCCAAGCACGGUGAAAAAAAGAUCUCAAUCACAUCACCAGCACACAGAAAUUUCAGUAUACUUGUAUUAAACACAAUUCCAAGAGUUGUAGAUACAGCAAAUAAUAAAAAAAGCUUGCACAAAUAGGGGUUAACAGUCAUUUGACAUUUGAAUUAAAGUGACGUUGAUAAACUAAUCCAGUCAUUAUUUUAUAUAAUUGUUAUUUUUUAAAAGGUCAUAUCGUAGCUAGUACUUUUUGUUGUUAUAAGUAUUAUAAUACACCCAGGUUUGGACUCUAGUCCAUCUCGGGACACCUUCACACCUUGCUCAAAAACAAACAAACAGUAGAACCCCUCAUGGAAUUUGUAAUGGUUUUAAUGGGUAUAAUAGCAAUUGUAUUGGUUUUAAUGGAAACUGUAAUGGUGCCUGAGUCUCUACUGGUCAUUUGCUGCCUUGGGGGCGUGUUAUGUCAAGUGGAUACCAUUAAGGACGGGUAAUGGUUUUAAUGGUUAGCUGAUUAAAAUGGUGAAAUAGUAUUUGCAGUAGAAACCAUUAGAACUUCUGGGAUGGUUUCUUUUUCAGCAGGGCAUGCUCAUUCACAGCUACGGGAAAUUUUUAUUAAAGACAAUCCACUUACCAGAAUGUUCUUGGGAGGUGGGAGGAAACCAGAGAACCCAGAGGAAACCCCUUUCAGACAUGUGAACAUGCAAAACUCCACACCCAAGCUCAGGAUCAAACCGUGUGUGGCCCAGAGGAAGGACAUGGCGGAGACAGAGGUGACCGUGUCCAUGGGAGACGUAGUGGUGAUGAAGGCCACUGACGAAGAGGAGGUUGCAGCAGGUGAUUCAAACAAGACACAAGUCAUUCUUCAGCUGCAGCCCGUCACAUCUGGGACUGAAGAUAAUGGAGGAGAGACAGUUACAGCAGAUGAAAUUUUGACAGCGGGAGAGGAUGUUGAGCUGGGAUACCCCAUUACAUGUGGCGAGAGCAAAGCUGUUCUUCUGUUCAAGAAAUUUGUUUGCCCAGGAAUUAAUGUCAAAUGUGUCAAGUAUGAGGACGAGUUAAUCAGCCCUAAGCAGUUUGUCCAUAUGUCUGGCAAAGCUACUCUUAAGGACUGGAAACGGGCCAUCAGAAUGGGGGGUGUCAUGCUCAGGAAAAUGAUGGACUCGGGUCAGUUAGAUUUCUAUCAGCAUAGCACGCUAUGUACCAACACCUGCCGCAGUACCAAAUUUGACCUCCUGAUCAACAACACACGCUUCCCUCCUGACAGCAGUGUACUCAAUACUCCUUUAUCCUCCCAGGGGCAGGUUGCUGUGGGUAAUGGAGCAGAAGUUGUUGUGAUAGAAGAGAAGCCAGAGGAAGCGACAAGCUCUUUGGACUGGUGUAAUGCUAAUGUAGAGGCUUCAAAGAAAAAGGAAGGGGUAGAGAUAUCAGAGGAGACACUGAGCUUCUGGAAAGGCAUAGCGGACGUCGGCCUCAUGGGAGAAGUGGUCAGUAACAUCCGCACAGAGCUGCUGGAGAUGCUGAGAGGGGUACAGCUUCGCUCUGACCAGGCUAACCUACAAGAUGUUGAAGUAGCAGUUCUGAGUAACCUCACUCAAGUGUUUGGCCUGCUGGACUCAAUCAAACGAAUCCUGGCUGUUCGGCGGCAAAUGACUGACCUAGGACAGAAACAGGUCCUCAAAACGUUAACCAGUCUGGAACAGCAGCUGGAGGAGCAGAAGAAGCAGCAAGCUCAGAGCUGGUUGGUUUCGUCUUCGUCCUCCCCUCCUCCACCAAGGCGCGCUCCCAAACGGCCUCGCCUACAACGGCCAGCCUCUGCCACAGUGCUCCAGCCACUGACACUCCACUCACCCCAGUACACACUCAUCUCUCCCAUCACCCUCUCCUCUGUGUGCCAACCCAUUACCUUGCCCGGCCUGGCACAGCCACCUGGUGCGGUCACUCUCUUUACUCACAUGCCACAGCAUGACAGCAAGGCAGAGACCCUAACAUUGGUGGGCACAAUGGCUGCGCAAGAGCCAGCACAGCUGGGCACUGUGGAGCUUGGUGCGUUAGGAUCAGUGGGUACGGUGGAACUGGGAGCAGCAGGUGCAGUGGAAAUGGCAAACACGGUGUUGUUGCAGGAUCACGAGAGCCAAGCAAUUGAGAUCAACCUGCAGAUGGCAGCAGAGACAGGUGGAGCAGCCAAGGAAGAGGAAGAGAGGAGAAGGAUGGAGGGAGCAGGGGAAGAUGGAAGUGGAAUAGUGGUGGGAGAAAUAGAGAAAGAGAUGAAAGUUGAAAUGGAGGAGCUGCAUUUGGAAACCAACGGGCAGAUUCACAACCUACAGAUAUUAGUGGUAGAAGAUGAGGAGCAAAUGCAGGUUGAAGGCAAAUCUGAAUGAUCCAUGUAGAAAAGCGUGUGUGCGCGCUCACACACACACACACACACACACACACGCGCGCGUGCACACACACGCGCACACACAUACACGCACAGACCCCUGAGACAUUUGCACUUGUAUUUUUUUGUACCACUUUCCUAAAAGAGGUCAGCAUGGCCAAGUUUGAAAGUUGUGUAUCUGCUUUUUUUUGUAUGAGCAACUUCAGUAUUCCUUCAUCAACUUUAGAGAGUGCACGUGCAUUUUGAUAUGCUUUUGUAGAAAUGAGUACAGUAUUUUUAUUUUAUUUUAUUGUAUGGAUCAUAGACGAUUCUGUUGAGCACUUUCUUUAGCAUGGUGCCAAAGUGUUAGGAAUUUCCAUCACCUAUGUUCUAUUCUGUUACUCAAGCCAAGAGAGACAACUGUAAUUAAGAAACAAGACUUUGCUCUGUGUACCUUGAUAUAAGCUGGUCUAUCUUGGACUAGACCAAGAGCUGACAUUGAUGCAGACUUACAACUGCCACGCUUGUAAUUGUACAUCAUUUUCAUAUAAUAUAAUAUAAUAUUAUAUUAAUAUAAUAUACAACUAACCACCCAAAAUUUGAAUGGAGAGUUGUACCUGAAAUCUAGAAAAUAUAUGAAUAAUAAUAAUAAUAUAAUUCUACUUUAAACUUAAAUGUGAAAAUAUUAAAGUUGAAUAUCUGCUAUUUUACUAAUGCUUUUAUUUAAGAAUAAUAUUACAGAAGAUGUGAGGCAUGUAGUGCUUUAUUUUUGGUGAGAUGGAUUACUUUCACCCCUGAAACAGUAAAACAUUUCAGACACCAGACAUGGCUUGGCUGAUCGAUUAUAUUUUCAGUAUGUGGAAAGUUGUGUAUGUUUGACAUUCUUUUUAUAUAAUAAUAAUAAUAAUAAUAAUAAUAAUAAUUAUUAUUAUUAUUAUUAUUAUUAUUAUUAUAAUAAUUUAAUUUAUUUUUUUUAAAGACAAAAACAACUAUUCUUUUAAUUGACUGUGUGCAUUUGGCACUAUUUAAGAGUGUGUGUUAGAAUAUGAGCGUUCUAUAUAGAAAUGAAGAAAUGUGUUAAAAAAUAUUUUUAGACGUGAUGGAUUGAGUCCUUCACUGAAGACAGAAUGUCAAAUGUCUUGUAUAUUUUCCCUGAUGAUAAAUGACAGGCUGUAUGGUGUGAAAUGGGUUUAGGGGUUCUUCUCUGGAUCCCUGGUUUUGGAUGAAAGCCAAGAUAAUAAAUGGAUUACAUCGAUUAAAUCCGUAAUCUUAACCUUCUGUUGGCACAGAAAUAGGCAACUAAUGUUUCAAGGGGAAUGGGCUUCAAGAGUCUUCCUGUUUGCUCAGAUUUUGUCUCUUGAAUAAAGAGUCCUUGUUUGUCAA